GGGAGGUGCUUGAAACUGACUCAACCGGACUUCUUCAAAACUUUCCCUGCUUGCUAGUGUAACUGUUCCAGAUCUGUACCUCACAGCUGAUGAGCGUCAAGGGAAUGUAAGGAGCUCUGAUGACAUUAAAAAAGCAUGUGAGCUCACCUUGGAUUACAUUUGUGGUCAACUCUGAAUGGAAUACUCAGCAGACAGCGGACUCGGUCGGACAUUAAGCAUUCUCCCAUCAGCAUUGACAAGAACUUUACAUACAAUAAUAACUUUGUGUCCUGAGGAGCCAGCUUUGGUGAGGGCUCUUCCACAAUGAGAGACCGCUUGGAGGAGCUGCAGCACAGGGCUCAAGACCUUUCUGAGGCAGCAAGUGAGAAUACCAACCCUUUGUCAGCGGACGGUGAUAAUGAUGACCCCAUGGUGGCCGGGGUCAUAACACCACAGGCUGUGGUGUUUGAGGAGGAGCCAAUCAUUGAGAAUUUCCUGUCUGAGGCUCAGCAAAUCCGAGACGAUAUCACAGUGCUGGACAUAGAGGUCCUUAAAUUCGGCCAGCAGCAAAAGACCCUGGUGGCAACAAUGCGUCGGUUCAGUGUGAUGAAGAAAGAGAGCAGUAUAACCCGGGACAUCAAGCUCCGGGCCGAAAGCCUCCACCGACGCUUAGAUGCGCUUUCAAAACAGGUCCAAAGGACUGAGGACAGGCAGGGACCUACUGCUGUUACAACAAGAAUACAACGCUCCCAGCAUGCAGCACUGUACCGGAAAUUCCAGCAGGUAAUGCUGCAGUAUAAUGAAGGUCUGCUGACCAAGCAGGAGCGCUGUAAGCACUUCAUUAUCCGGCAGCUGGAGGUAUCGGGAAGGGAUGUGACAGAGGAGGAGGUGAAUGAGAUGGUGGCCACAGGAAAAUGGGAGGUCUUCAAUGAGAACCUGCUGAAUGAUGUCAGAAUCACACGGUCACAACUAUCUGAGAUUGAACAGCGACACAAGGAGUUGUUGAGCCUGGAGAACAAUAUGAAGGAGCUGAGGGACCUGUUCAUGGACAUUUUCAUGCUGGUGGAGGAACAAGGGGCCUACAUUGAACACAUCCAGACCAACGUAGAGAGGACACAGGAUUAUGUGGCUGCCUCAAAUGAGAAGUUCAAGUUGGCCGCCAGGUACAAGAGGAAAAACCCACUUCGACAGCUGUGCUGCUGCUGCUGCCCUCCCUGGAGAUGCUGCUUAUAAAACAUAUGCAUUAUAUCUCAACAGGCAUUCCAAAUAAGGUUUUUAUUUCAGAAGUCUUACUUACCUGUUUGGGGGCAAGCAAUGUUGGAUUCAAGUACCAUUAAAGUGAAGGUUAUGGUACUGCGGUUUUUGCUGUUGAACAGAACGACGGUGAAGACAGAUUCAGCAGAGCAUAGAAAACAAUUAGGAGGAAAGGCCAGAAUUGGUAUUUGAGGCACUUGUUUCUUUCAAGUGGAUGUGAGGCGACUGCUAUUGGAAGAGACAGUUCAGUGAGUGCUACUCACCAACACUGCUGCUUAUUGGAGACCUUCACUGUCAUCUGACAGAGGUCACAAACAAGGGGAGACCACUGCCUUUGCCACUGCCACUGCUAGAUCAGCAAGACUGAUAUUUCACCAUUUUUUUCAAAAGAGCCUCUCAUAUUCUUUCUGCCUCAGGAGCUCUAGUUAAUGACCAUUUAUUUUUUAUACAGUAUGUGCACUUUAAGACUUCUCCAUCUUUUUUCUCUCUAUUCUUUUCACCACAAAUGUAUGUUCGAACUUAACAUAGUGGAGAAAGAUUUUGAGCCAUUAUGUAUUCAUUUCAUUUUCGGUCCGCAUGCUGAUGAAAAAAAAAAACUUGUUUUACAAUUAGUCAUUAGUCUCAUUUGCAUUUCAAAGUAUGAUCCUUUUCAGUGAAAAAAAUAUUAUUACUUCAUUCGGUUUCACAGAGACAAGGAUUCAAGUAAAACUUUGAACAUUUGAAUAACGAGUCAUGAUCAAACUAUUUUUGUCACGGUGACAGCUGCAGAAAAUCAUUGAAGUUAUUUGUUUAAAAGUAAGAAAGAUUUUAUGUCCUACAUUUCAGGAAAUAUUUAAUGAAUUAAUUUAUAUUUUGGAGUGGAAAUUCAAUGUACUGAAACUGUUAGAUUUCAGAUGAAAAGAUCUGGCGUUCAUGUGUAUCAUUAUUAUUAAAAUAAUUGUCACAUAAAAAGGGAGCAGUGGCUUUAAAUCGGGCGAAAAGCUCUCGUCGAGUACCAGCACUAUGAAAUAAAAUACGUUGUAUGGCAUUAUGUUGUAUUACUGAUCAACAGACUUACACCAGUUGACAGGUAAUCAUCUCCCGUUUCACCUUUUACUUAAUGUCGAGUCGAAAAUACCAACUCAUUUUCCCUGCUGGGAUAAUGACUAAGAUAUAAUAAGUCAGUAAUUCAUCUGAGGAGAUACAGUCACCCCCUUAUUGGCACAAUGGCUCUAUACUAGCUUCUCAUCAGCACUGACAGUGAUGGUCUUUAGUGACUCAGUGACCCAUGGUGUCUGGUGUCCGGGACAAAAUACAGGUGAACUGGGCGUGCCAGAGCCAGACUGGAAAAUCUGGUUUGUCUGCGGUUCCAGGGCGGCUCUCAGACAGCUACUGUGUGUACAGUGUGUAAACAGAACCGUUAACUUAUCGCAUAUGGUAAGAAGACCCACCAUGGUUAAAUAGUCUUCUUUUUCAAUAAAAUGACUACCAGGCUCACAAAAAAUGUAAAACAUAUUGACCAUUUUAACUUCAGCUUGACAGACAACCAUAAAAAUGCCCAAAAAUGACGCUUUUGUAAGUCAGUUUAGUCGCCUCUCCAGGGAUUGAUAAGUCAUAGGAUCCUAAAGAAACACACCUGUCAAUGUGGUGCUUUACUUAGGUUAACUAUCAUAUACACUGUUCCCUCAGGUCUAGUAGAGGAACCAGGUGUGACGUGAGGGGUAAUGAGUUCUGCUAUCUGACUGGAAAAGUCUUUCCCCGAAUCUGUGUUAUAAAUCAGUCUCACUCUGAUUAGAAUUAUAUUUUGAAAAAAAGACAUAAAUACAUCAAACAUGUAAAUUUGAAUAUGUAAAUCAAAUAACAAUAUAUUGUAAUUCAGCACAGCAUAGUUUCUGCCUCCUCCCAGACACAGUGAAGAAAAAUGAAGUGCCGCUGCAAAUUGCAGGGUUCUUGAACAGCAACAAUGCCAUCCAGUGUUCAGUGAGAUAAUUGCCAGUUAAGCAAUAGGUUAUCACUUGAUGUUUAAACUGUUAAAGGCCAUAUUACUACAUAAAUAUGUAAUUAUGGAAGUGUCAUACUUGGAAAACAUAACUACACAGUGUGAAUUUCACUCCCAAAAGUUCUUAGAAUGAAAAUAGAGAUAUUGUUGUUGAGCCAUUAACAGCUCAUGGAGGUCUUUACUCAAAGCAAAAAGAAAGAAAAGAAGAAUACAUUUUUACAUUGAUCUGUUACACAGUACACACUGUUUCUACCUGCUAACAAUGAAAAUAUAUUUUUCUCCUCCACAAAAUUAAGACAAUAAGACAACAAAACAGUGUUCUGUUCUCUCUCUCUCUCUCUCU
This is a messenger RNA of Morone saxatilis (striped sea-bass), 3554 nucleotides long. RefSeq names its product syntaxin 19 (gene stx19). Bases 304 to 1212 code for a protein of 302 amino acids. Gene Ontology annotation, cellular component: synaptic vesicle; endomembrane system; presynaptic active zone membrane. The record is from RefSeq and is a predicted model, not a curated record. Gene Ontology annotation, biological process: intracellular protein transport; synaptic vesicle fusion to presynaptic active zone membrane; exocytosis. The transcript is spliced from 5 exons. Lineage: Eukaryota; Metazoa; Chordata; Actinopteri; Moronidae. Gene Ontology annotation, molecular function: SNAP receptor activity; SNARE binding.